UGACUUUGGUCUUAUUAAUUGUAUGUUAAUUCAAGCACACCCUGCUGAAUAGAUCUUGCAUUAGAGGACCUUUAUAGCAACCUUAUUCAAUUAGCCGCCUCCUUCACCAGUCUCUGAUUUAAACUAGAUAUCCUUUGCCACUGUUGACAACUGCCUUGCAAUACAACUCUGCUCCCAUCUGCUAAUGGACACAAGGAAACUUCCAUUGCGGAGCUCAAGGGGUCUUUGCCAGCUAAUGAGCUGGCAGGCGGGUGUUCCCAGAAGACCCUUUCCCAGUGCUGUCUCAUCAGAGCACCAACGCAGUGGCAAGAGGGCUUAAACCUAUCCAUGCACAUCGUCGUCAGCAGAUGAACGUCAGCAGGCAGCCCCAACAGAGUGGGAGAUCAAUUACACUGAAGCACACAGGGGAUGGUAUAAAUAAUGAGAGCAAACUGUGCAGGCAUCAGUGAAGUCUAAGAACAUAGUGAGCCGGAGAUCAGAACAGGGAUCUCCCCAUUCAGUCAGACAGUGCCAUGGCACGUCAAGGACCUCUCCUGCUCUUGCUCUUUGUAGUGCUAGUUGUCAGCACCCACCUGUCAAGAGCUCAGCACUGGUCUCACGGCUGGUAUCCCGGAGGGAAAAGAGAACUAGAUUUGUCACAGACUCCAGAGGCUUCAGAAGAAAUCAAACUGUGUGAUGGGGAAGUGUGUGCUUAUCUGAGAAGCCCAAGGAAAACCAUUGUGAACACUCUGCUGGCUGACAUGUUGGCAAGACAACUCCAGAAGAAGAAGUGAGCCCUUCAACGGACUCUUUCCGAAAUGCUUGCCAGCCCCACUGGCUUUUCAGUCGUUUCCUUUGCAACAUGAUGGUGUGUCUGUAGGUUCCAUGUAUCUGACCGUUAAAGAAUUCUUAUGAACAUCUUGGCUGACUGCACUCAAAUGCUGGGAACGUGGAUAAUGGUGUAAUGCUUGAGAAAUGUCCCCAACCCAUCACCCGACUAGAACAAGGCCCUGUCUGGAGUUCUUUACGCACUUGUGUAACUCCAUCAUGUUGAAUAAAAUACUUUAUUUUGCUACAUACACAAUUCCAUCCACAUUUAUGUCCUUACCCGUGUCUUAAAAAAAUAAAAAUAACAAAUCUCCAGCCCCAUAAACAAGUUUUAAGCACGCACUGAUUUUUGAACUAGAGUCGGGUCACAAAGCCCUUUAUUGGUAAUCCCUGCAUUGCUUUCUGGGUAGUUCAGCCUUCUGGCUGACUGCUGGAAUAUUCUGCCAAACUUAAUUCAAAAUGUGAGAAAACAUCCUAUGUACAGCUCUUUAUUCACAGAGAUAUAAAUAUCAGGGUUACAUGUAACCUUGGAAAGGUUUGAUGGUGUUAGUUUUUUUCACAAAAGGCAACAUUCUCAUGUUCAUAUUAAGAAAAUAAGAAAGAGCAAAGGUAAGGUUCUUGGGAAGAUAACAAAAGGAAACGUGAUCUAGUGGUUAGAGUGCUAGUCUGGGACUUGGGAGACCCAGGUUAAAGCCCUUCCUGCGUGACCUGGGGCAAAUUCACUUAGUCUCUCAGUGACUCAGUUUCCUCUCUGUACAAAUAAUAGCACUGCCCUAUUGGGGUGUUGUGAGGCUAAAUACAUUAGAGAUUGUGAAGAUACUAUGUAAUGGGGUUCAUAUACAUACCUAAGACAGCCCAAAGAGGGUAUCUUUUGUCUGCAGCAGGCUACAUCUGCCAUGAAUUGGUAGCUGCUUCUGCAGCAGUGAAGUAAUAUCAUUAAAGGCACAUUGCCUAGAAAUAAAGUCUAAUAGAUGUAAGGAGCAUACAGAUUGUAACUGGGAAACAUAGGUAUGAAU
Dermochelys coriacea (leatherback sea turtle) is the source of this 1823-nucleotide messenger RNA. RefSeq names its product progonadoliberin-2. Gene Ontology annotation, cellular component: extracellular region. Gene Ontology annotation, biological process: multicellular organism development. The coding region runs from base 513 to 773 and encodes 86 amino acids. NCBI's taxonomy places the organism in Eukaryota, Metazoa, Chordata, Testudines, Dermochelyidae. The record is from RefSeq and is a predicted model, not a curated record. Gene Ontology annotation, molecular function: hormone activity. The transcript has 4 exons.